AUGAACGACUGGGAAAUUGGUGGAACACAGAACAAAUGGGUUUGUCCUAGCGAUAGGCAUCUACAGCUCAGAGCGCAAUUAAAAAGUGGUUGGAGUGUUCGCACGGCGACGGCGCGAUCACCGACCAACUCAAAGCAACAGAACGGCGGUAUUACGGAGGCUGAACAAGAGCAUAUCAAAGCCGUUUUGGCAAGAGCCGAAGCUGGCCGACUUACUGAACAGCAGCGUAUUGGGAAAAUGGUCGAUAGAUUGGAAAAAAUGCGUAAUCGUGCAACAGGAAAUGGCGUAACUCAGUGCCUGCUUUGUUCGACUGACUUUGGUUUAUUAGCGUCAAAAAGUUAUGCGGCGAUGUGCUCCGAUUGUCGAAAGUAUGUAUGUCAAAAGAAUUGCGGCGUUGAAACGUACGAUUCAGUACGUCAUCAAAAUAUCUUCCUUUGCAAAAUCUGCAGCGAGUAUCGAGAGGUAGUAAGAUCGAUGGAUAAUUUGAAGAUGUGGAAGAAGUCUGGAGCGUGGUUCUAUAAGGAGUUACCAGAUUACAUAAGGCCAGUUGAUAAUGGUGAAGUGCGAUCACCGCCGUUCAACUCAAAAACAUGGCAGCAUCACAGCAAAGCGUCCUCCUCAUCGAAUGGUGCCACCAGCUCACAUCGCCAUCGCCAACUACCCAGCACACCUGAUCAGAAUAAAUUUUAUUGCAGUAGAACGAAGUCACCACGUCCACGUAUCACGCCUUCAUGGGUCAAGGAAAAGGUGCAGUCAUCGAUGAGUAUUGGUACGGAUGAUGAGAACGUUUCAACUUCGGAAGGUGAAGGCUUCUCAUCGAAAGAUGAACUGCAGAAGUCUGCCAUGCCUGUACCACGACGAUCCCGUCCUCAGAAGCACAAUUCAUUGGGUAAAUCCUCACUUCAGAGGUACGUCAUUGGAGGACGAAGUCACAUUACAGAUACCGAAGAGAGUGGUGAUUCGAGACAUACGUCGCCGUCAACAUCACCCAGGCACUCGCCGUCCUCUUACGGCGAUGACCUUUCGCAGAAUCCAUCUUCUAUCAUCGCAUCUGAUGCUAAAUCUAUCGAUUCCGGAGUUGUUCCGAGUGACCAUUCGGCGUUCACAAACGCGCAACUCUCGAUCAGUCACCAUUCAUCGAUGAUACUCGCAUCGAGCACCACCAACACGUCUUCAUCUCCAACCCAACCAGUCCUUCCACAACCCGCUUCCAUUAACGAACCGGAAUUAGCGUGUAGUAUUUCACCGUUACAUACACCUUCCAGAUCGCCGUCUCUGGUGCUUCCACCUCAGCUAUGUUCUCCCAUAUCGUUAGCAGAAUCUCAGUUCAUUCGAAACAUCCCAAAUCGAUCAUCAAGCGAUAUGCUAAGUACAUCAACUCCUCCAUCAUUUCCAACAGAGCCACCUCCAAUACCGCCUCGUAAUAAUUCAAAGGUAUCCUCCUUACCAGAUCGAUGUCUAAGUAUUACCUCAUCGACAUCAUCGAUCCAUCGUAAUCCCCUCAAAACAACAUCGAAUCGCGAAAGCUUUCAAGACACUUCUGAGAAUAUUAAACAGGAUGAACCAACCACAUCGUUCAUGAGUUCACCAGAGGAUGAAUUAAGUACACUGGGUUCCAUUCAGUUUGAUUUGUUGUAUUUACCGGAUGAAAACCAGCUCAAUAUUAAGCUUAUACAAGCGAGGAAUUUAAAAGCAAUGGAUAAAAACGGCUUCUCGGAUCCGUAUGUGAAAUUCUACUUAAUUCCGGGUGCAGCUAAGGCAACGAAAUUAGCAAGUAAGACAAUUGAAAAGAGCUUGAAUCCCGAGUGGAACGAGGACUUCACUUAUUACGGUGUCACCGAGGAUGAUCGUUUGAAGAAAACACUUCGAAUCACCGUUCUCGACCGAGACAGGAUCGGCUCGGAUUUCCUCGGCGAAACACGUGUUGCUCUCAAGAAACUCACUCCGGGACAGCCAAAGAAGUUCAAUAUGUAUCUGGAGCAUGCAAUGCCUGUUGAGAAGAGAUUCGAUAGUGACGAACGCGGUAAGAUUCUCGUUGGAUUAGUGUAUAGCGUUCAACAGGGAUCGUUAUUCGUUUCGAUAAAGCGAUGUGUUGAAUUAGUUGGGAUGGACUCGACCGGCUUCUCGGAUCCAUAUGUCAAAGUUGCACUCAUCCCUUUAACCUCAAAAACGCAUCGUCAAAAAACAUCAACAAAAAAGAGAACUCUAAAUCCAGAAUUCAACGAAACUCUCUCAUUUGUUGUUCCAUUCAAAGACUUACCCAAGAAGACAUUACAAAUUGGUGUUUAUGAUCGUGACGUUGGCAAACAAGAUGAUUACAUUGGUGGUAUUCUUCUGUCGGCGUCAGCAAAAGGCGAUCGCCAAAAACAGUGGAUCAAUUGUGUGCAGAAUCCGGGUAGUUCUAGUGAAUACUGGCAUAAACUCGAGUUGGAGUCAUGA
Anisakis simplex (herring worm) is the source of this 2439-nucleotide messenger RNA. Lineage: Eukaryota; Metazoa; Nematoda; Chromadorea; Rhabditida; Anisakidae. The record is from the annotation of a GenBank genome assembly.